CACUUCAGAGUGGGAGAGGGGGAGGUGAAGACAGCCGGGCAAACUGCAUCUCCACCAGGCUGCUUCCCUUCCUCCUUGUUUUUUCACAGCCGGAGUAGUUUGGCAAACCUGCUCUGGGUGCCUCUGAGCCCUUCUUGCAACACCCAGGCAAGUGGAGUGUAGCAUUGGCGUCCAGGCACCUGGCCCUCCCUUAGCCCUGCUGGCACAGCCUCAGGACAGGACAUGUCAAGCUGCAACAACCCUGGGGGCCCCACUGCCCUGGACUUUCCGGAAGUCCUGAAGUCCCUACUGGAGUAUUCUUUACCCUGGACCAACAAGAUGACAGAUAAAGAGAAGGAGAAAAUAAAGCUUGAAGAAGAUGAGGCAGCAGCUGCCAGCACUAUGGCAGUCUCGGCUUCCCUUAUGCCACCUAUUUGGGACAAAACUAUUCCUUACGAUGGCGAGUCUUUCCACCUGGAGUACAUGGAUCUGGAUGAGUUCCUGCUGGAGAAUGGAAUUCCUUCCAGCCCUACUCACCUGGAUUUGAACCAGAAUCCACUCUUGCCUGUGGCUGAGCUGGAAGGAAAGGAGUCUGCCAGUGCUUCCACUGGUUCUCCUGCAUCAUCCUCCUCCACUGCAGUUUACCAGCAAUCUGAAGCAGCCUCCAGCACAGAGUCCCCACCACAAAAUGAGAGAAAUACUCCCAGCCCCAUCGAUCCUGACUGCGUAGAAGUUGAGGUGAAUUUUAACCCCGACCCUGCUGAUUUAGUGCUGUCCAGUGUGCCUGGUGGUGAGCUCUUCAAUCCUCGCAAACACAAGUUUACUGAAGAGGACCUGAAACCACAACCUAUGAUUAAAAAAGCCAAGAAAGUUUUUGUCCCAGAUGAGCAAAAGGAUGAAAAAUAUUGGACAAGACGAAAGAAGAACAAUGUGGCAGCCAAGCGCUCCCGUGAUGCUCGGCGAUUAAAGGAGAAUCAGAUCACAAUUCGGGCAGCCUUUCUUGAGAAAGAAAACACAGCCCUGAGGACGGAGGUUGCAGAGCUGCGCAAGGAAGUGGGACGAUGCAAGAACAUUGUUUCUAAAUACGAGACCAGAUACGGACCCUUUGACUUAUCUGAUUCCGAGUGAUGCAACUUUAAAGACUUUUAAAAACAAAGAAACUAAAAAGCACACAUGAAUCGCCAGUCUUCAGAGUGAGCAGUGAAAUCUAUGAGGUGUCCCAACACAAACAACUGACGAUGACCCUGCCUGCCUCCUUGCCUGCAAGUACCCCAUCUGACUACCCAGGGCUGGGCAUGAUGAAAAGUGCAAAGUCUCCUUAAUUCUGUAUAUGACUUUCUUAUCUGUCUUUCUCACUGUAACUAUGAACUACAAUAAGCUUACCUAUUGGGGUUUUGUCAAGACACUCAAAGUUCACAUCUCAAAGUCCGUGACAGCCUGUGUGAAUAGUGACUCUUCACUUCAGCACUCGAGUGGAAGAAAAGAGGGAGUUUUAAAUGAAAAUGUCUGUUAUAUAUAAAGAACUGCUAUGUUUUAAGACUCUUUUCCCUGCAGUAGAAUGAAUUUUAUUUAAUACUGCAGCUCACUUCUGGUACAGUGGGUACAGUGUAGCAUAUUGUGGAGUACUGUGAGUGUAGAACUGAAGACACCAGGAAAACAGCAGCCUGUGAUGUGAGACUUCAGUGCAGAAAAGUACAGCAGAUGUAUUGAAACAAGGCUCAGUGUGCCAUACUGAGAUGGGCCAUGUAAUAGUAAACGUGGUUGCUUUUCUGCUCCACAGCUACACUGCUGUAACCUGCCUUUUCCUUUAUUUCGUUUAUGAGGAUCACUUCCUUUUAUGGUAUCUUGCUGAAACAGGAUCUAUUCUUCUGUUAACGAUUUAGCAAUCAUGGAAAAGGUGCUAUUCUGAGCUGCUCAUCCCCAAGACUUUUGGCAGUUUAGACUACCAAAGGAGCAUUAGCUCCAGCAAAACAAUGGCUGUUAGCUGCCAAAUUACAGUUUUCUGUCUCUUGACUGCAGGAGAACUGCGGCGGUGAAAGAGUACUUUCUUCAUCUGUUUUAUAAAAGUAAGACAGCCAGUGAUCUCCCAGAGUUACAACAGGCAUCUUAAGUAUCAAAACCCGUGUGCUGGUGUGGGAGGGUAGAUGAAAGCUUGGACAGAUUGUGGGGAUGUUUAUUGUGUGUAGAAGAUGGAGGAAGUAGGUGGAAGUUCCGUUGUAAGAGUUUCAUCAGCAUAACAAGAAUCUGCUCUUAUAUUGAGGAAACUUAAAAUCUAAAGAAGUGGGAAGAAAAGUGUGUGGUAAGAAAAAGAGUUCUUAAUUUCUAGGAAAGAAGUACAGGACCAUGCUUUAGCCAAAAUGAGGCUUGUAAGACAGGAGAGUAUUGAUGCUUGGGGAUUGAUAAAUAGCACACACCUCAAGAAAAAUAAUUUUGAAAGCUUUCAGAAGCACAAGUGCCAAAAUUAUGAGGCAUGACUAGUUACCAGCAUAGCUCAGCACUAUCAUGUUGAACAAUUAUUUUGACUUUAUGUUAAGAGAUUCCACCACUAAUUUCAGAGCAGAAAGGCAAAGAGAAAAAUGUGAGAAGAAGCAGCUGUUGUAAACUUAAUUUUAAAAAAAAAGAUAAAAAUUUCAAAAGCCAGGAUUCAUAACCAGUUUUUGACAGCAUAACCUUUGUAAAGAGCAUAUAUAGUUAUUGACCUAUCAUUUUUAAUGGACCAUGUUCUGAAAUCAAGCAAGUGUUUUUACCAAAGUAUACUUAGUAAGUGAUUUUAUUAUAAUUUUUGGAUUCUAAAGAUCUGAGAUAACCUUGGGAUAUUCUUAUGAAAUAAAUGAAUAGCUUAGUUCCAUAUUGCUGAAGUGUCAGCACAUAUCUCUACCUGUAUCAAGUAUUGCUGGUUUGGACUGAUAUUUUUGGUAUGUACUGGUUUUUGUUUUAUUUUGGUGAUAAAGGCCAAACCAUGGAUCAAAAACAAACAAACAAACCAGCAACAAAACAAACAACCCUGACAGCACGUAAAUGUAGCAACUUUUUGCAUUCAUAAUUUCUAAAUUUUUGGUUAGUUUUGGCUGUUCUUGAAAGUCAUGCUUCCUGUUUAAAUUGUAAAGCUAAAGGGUAUUGUAACUGGGCAAGGAGUUGCUAGUCCUUCAUUUGGAUCUUACUGUGCUUAGGAAUAUCUUUUAAAUACUUACAUAUUGUGUACGGGAUCUGAUUUUGCAGUAUGUCAUGGCAUUUUAACAGCAAAAUAUUCAGUCAGUGAGAUUAGUAUGUGCAAUUCUGUUGUUUUAUUUCUGUUAUAUUAAAAGCUUACACAAUGGAAACCAACAGUGAAUGUUCAUUAGAUCUUUGUCUCAGAGAAGACUGUUAGCAAACUCUUGCGCUUCCCUGUAGGACAGUGCAGAUUUGCACAACCUGUGAUUCAUGUGUCUAUGGGUUGCAAAACUGGAAAAUCGCACUUUAGAGUGAGUGCGGCUCAACUUCUGUAGCUGGAGAAUUUAUUUUUUUUUAAAUUUUAUUUUUGUGUUGAGAAGCAGCAUCUUUAAAGGUAGAUGAGAAGGUAGUAACUAUUUAAAGGAGUGCAGAUAUUGCCAGACAAAAGAUACUGUGCAAUGCUGAAUUCCUUCCUCUGUUUUUGCAGUCUCAGGAAGUUUACUGCUUCAGAGCUCUCUGCUCCUCUCAGAACAGUUACCUAUAUCAUCUUGUUUCUUUGACUCUGAUGACAAUCCUAUCUGUAUGUGAUAACUUGGGUAUGUUUUCAUAGUGGUCAUAAGAAGACCAAUACUCUUUUAGCUCAAUUUGAACAUUAAAAAGUGCUGAAUUGACACUGUUAGAGUCUGAAGUUCUCUAGCCUUGGAAUAUGCUCUGUAGAGGCCAUAAGUGUACCUGAUGUCAGCCUACCCUAUUCCAGCCAUAAAGGGACCAUCUCCAAGGGGAGAAAAUAAAGGGAGUGUGUACCUUUCAGCAUCACUGCAGGGAUUGCCAGGAAAGAGCAGUUUUUGACUUUCAUUGGGAUGUGGAUUGACACCACAUGGCCAUUUCACAGUACUAACUUUGAAAAUAUAUAAACUGUGAUGAGAUUAGUCGACAAUGAGUGUUAUCUUACUCUACAGAAGAAACAGACUAUGAAUAAAUGAUGCACAACAUUUAAUACAGUAUUGCUUUCAUAAAUGAUUUUCUAAUCUCCACAUAGUUAUAUCUCCUUAUAAUAAUGUGGUUUUGUAUCUAAAAAUUCCCUAGAAGCUUAAUCUUUCACCUGUUGCCAAGAUCUGCUCCCACUGAAGCUGGUAACAAAGAUCUCAUUAACUCCCACAGGAAAAAGUCUUUACUCUCAUGUGGUUAUUGUGAAGUUUUAGCAAGUGCUGGAGUCAUGAGUGUCUUUGCUUUACUGUGGAGCAUUCUGUGCUGGGAUCAGGUGGAUGUAUCUCAGAUUGCAGAUGUAAUGUUGGUAAACUGGUCCUGUCACUUGUUCAUCUACAUAGUUAGUCAUAGUUUUGGUAGUGUACUAUAAACUUGUGUUGGGAGAAAAAGUGUUUUUGAUUUGUUUUUUUUUUUAAGAGGCUUUUUGCAGUUCUUCUAGUAACAUUUUAUGUCUUUUCUGGCAAUUCUCCAUUUCCUUGCUGUGCUGUUUGAAAGCCCAAGGUGUUCUAACUGUAUAAAUCACUUUCAGCAUUAUUUGCAGGACUGCUACUAAAUUGUACCAAAUUAAUUUCAAUUAUUGUAAUAAAACCACUUGUGCGGAAAAAACUAUUUUUUUGUAGAUAGCUGAAAUAAUGGACCUGCACAGGAGAGAGUAUUGCUACUUCAGUCUUGUAAGCCCCCGAGCAUAAAAAGGCUCUGUUCCUUUUGAUCAGGAGUUUUCAUUUUUAGUGAGAGAGGAGGUAUCUCGGACCUUUGUAAAAUCCAGACAGGCUUUUGUUCUCCUGUAUAGUUUUAGCUGCUAAGCACAAGAUGAGAAAUGCAGAUUUGUCUUAGUGCAUAAAUCUCAUAUUUUUGGCUACAUACAUCUAAUCCAUAAAGAGCAAAAUCAUUUAUUAGCGCUAGUGUUUUGCCUUUGCAGCACUACAAUACUCUUGACUGGCUUUCUAGAUGUUCUGAUAAUUACUCUGAUCUUUUUAUCUGCCACUGUAGCAUGGUGAAGAUAGGUAAACUCACAGUUAAAGACUGGGAGAAAGGUAGAAAGAAUAGGCUUAUCGAAACUUCUGUGGAGAUGCUAACAUAAUGCUAAUUGAGAAAUUACAGUUAUUUAAUUCAUGAUGAUACAGAUUUGUCAUACAGAUGUAAUUUGUUAGUUUGAUAGUCUGCAGUUAGUUUGACAGACUCACUCUAGUGAGUCACUUUUGGAAUGCAAACUUCUUAAAGUUCAGACAGCUACAGGGAAAAAGGAAUACUUUGAGGAAAAUACAUGUAGAGAGAGUUAUAGAUAUUUGGCAAGGAGGGAAGAGGAGAGUAAUGCAAGAGUCUGACCUGUGUGAGAUUACUAAAACUGACACCUCGCUCUUUACAAUUUUAGGCCAAUUUGGAUCCCAUCAGUUUAGCAUGAUACUGAAGAUAAGUACUUGUUUAGGUCUUGGGAAUCUCCUUUUCUUGGUCUCACUUCCACAGUCCAGAAGAAAGUGAAGGGAAUGUACAGAUAGGGAGGAGAGUUACUGCAGAAAGGCAUGGAAAAAAUAGCUGUUGCUUCAACUAAGUGCGCUGUUGCACUGGGGCUUGACCUGCGAAUGCAAACUGGUAGUGCUGUGUCAUGAGGAAAUAACUAACUGAGGCCCCAAUCUUUUAAGGCCUCAAUUCUGCUAUCAUUUCUGCACGGGAUGAGCCCUGUAUCUGUAGAGAACCAUGUGGACUUCACAGGAUCUGUUCUUGAAUGUGAAGCUCUGCCCAGGCAGUCAGCUGCAGAAUUGUGUCCUUAACACACUGUCAGUUGUAGUUAUAGGGCUGUUGAUAUUAAGUGUUACUUGGGUGCCUGUUACAUAGCCAAAACCCUUGUUACUUCAUUUUCCUAACUAAGGCAUGAGCAGAAGCCCUUUGCUGUACAACAUCUGUAAAAAAAUUAAAAAUGUACUUCACAUACGUCUAGUAAAUUAAGGCAUGUGAUUUUGGUCUGUGGGUCUCAACAAACUUUGCUCGUGUACCUGCCUGAAUGUUUUCUUAGAUCUGCAGCUAUGUCUCAGUGAGAAGGCAUGGUGGGAUUUGUUUUCCCAAGGGGGCACAAUAGCAGGUGUCAUCUGUCAUGCUGCGGGUGACCACUUGCUACUGGCCAGGAUCAUGGAUGGAUGCAUCCUCCGCACUUUUAUGUGAAGUUGUCUGAAAUAUGGUGAUUAACAUGAUUAUUGGAAUACUGUAUUUUGUAUAACUUAGAACAUGUAAAUACACUUUUAAAACUAAUCUGUUCUCUGAAGUAAUAAAUAAGUGCUUCCAUUGUAAUAUCUGAAUAUUGUUAAUGCUUUAUGUAGCUUGAUUUGGGAUUAUUUUUUUCCUAGAGAACUACAGAAAUCAAAACAAAGAUUGAUGUUGUGGAAUUCUAGUCUAGUUGUGAUGCUUUCUAUCAGCAAAAAAAAAUGUUUUAAUAAUAAUAACAGCAAUGAGCUACUUAAGCAGAGAAACUGAGAUUUUUGAGGGAAUUGAUUCUCUUCCAGUCUUUCUUUAACAGUAGUCACGGAUUACAUUCAUAAUUGUACUCUUCCCAUCCUGUUAGCUGGACAGUUGAUUUGUUUGUGAGUAGCAUUUGGAAAGUGGCAAUAUUAAAUUAUUUGUAAAGCUUAGUGAUUGAGGAAAACUAAAGCUGGGUGUUUUUUGUUGGGUGUGUUUUUUUUAACUAUUCUCUGUUUUGACUCAAAGAGAUCUGUCUCCACCCUUCAGCCAGACUGCAGCAAGUUGCAGUGAAACAGUGAGUGACUGUUACUGAAGCUCAUUUGUGACCUAGAUAGUCUACAUCUUUAUUACUUCCAUUGUGUACAUAGAUGACACAGGUUUCCUGUGGUGUGGAGAGAGAGAGAGAAGGUGAUUAAUGACUUGUGGUUUUGCUGAGUACAUGUUCACUGGAUGCUGCACAGCUGGAACUUUAAUCAGCUUUCAUGACCUUUUCUAUCUUGUGUUAAAAGGAAAAAAAAACCAAAACAGUGGAGUGAGAAUCAUGAGCAGUCAGCUAGGAAAUAUGAACACUUGGGUUUUGAGGUGUAGGUGAGAUUGAUCCAUCAGCCUUCAUGUAAAGAGAUAGCCUGUGAUGACACUUUCUUCAGUCAUAAUAUAACUUCUUGGUCUUUAAUGCUGUACUGGGGCAGUCUCCUCUCUGGUAACAGCUGUGUCUGCAGUGUUCCAUAAAAGACAAAGCCACAUCUUUUGUAGUGGGCAGAGACAAUGGUAGGUCUUUUUAAUUUCUUCUAUUUUUUUCCCUCCCCUCUCAGUGUCUCUAGGCUGUAAAAUAGCUAUGAAAUAGCUAAUCAUAUGUGCAAGUUAUUCUGAAAACUCUGUUCCUGUAAAGCUUUUUCAGACAUACAUUUUUUAACUAAAUAGUUUGAGGGAACUCCUAUCUGCUAUAUUUGGCCUGAAAUUCUGUUGCCUCUUGGAUAAAAGUAUUUUUUUGUCUUCAGAUGUGACACUGAUCUGUCCCAUUCAUGCAGUGGGAUGGAUGAUAAAUCUGCACAGUAUUUAUAUGAGAUAUAAGUCUGAUCAUAGUUUUACUGUGUGUUAAGUUGUUUAAUCUCUUGGAUGUCUACUCCUUGAGGUUGUCUAUAAAAUUCUUGUAGCUGCUUUUUGAAGCAGUCCAUCAAGUGCAUUUGAGAUCAUCAUGACUGAAAGAUUCUAUAGAAGUGAAAGAGAUAAUAAAGCUUGUAAAGCAGCUGGGUAAAACUGUAUUGCCAUAAAUGGUUUUAAUUUAUAUAUGAAUCUUCUGUCCCAAACUGCUUAUUUUGUACAUAAACCUAAACACUCCUGGCAGCUGAUGGGUGAAAAUAAAGGUGCUUAAACAGCAAUCUAAUGAGGAAAGGGCAUUUCACUAUUACAGAGUUGGUAUUAUUUUAUAUUUCCAUUUAUUACACUUUUUUAAAUGUAUAAACCACAGAUUUGAAUUCUCAAAGUCUUCAGCUUCGAUUUUGUGAGUAGUUUAAAUCCUCUCACCUCUCUGCUCGUAACUGGUUUUUAAGAAAAAGAAAAGCUUUUGUUUAAAAUGUAAAAUUUUGACUGUAUUAAAUUCUGUUAGUACCCUUCCUUUUUAAGAAAUAAAAUGUAUAUUCCACUA
This is a messenger RNA of Pseudopipra pipra, 8212 nucleotides long. It is a transcript of the gene TEF, whose product is annotated as TEF transcription factor, PAR bZIP family member. Lineage: Eukaryota; Metazoa; Chordata; Aves; Passeriformes; Pipridae. The record is from RefSeq and is a predicted model, not a curated record. Bases 223 to 1107 code for a protein of 294 amino acids. The transcript has 5 exons. Gene Ontology annotation, biological process: regulation of transcription by RNA polymerase II. Gene Ontology annotation, molecular function: DNA-binding transcription factor activity, RNA polymerase II-specific; RNA polymerase II cis-regulatory region sequence-specific DNA binding. Gene Ontology annotation, cellular component: nucleus.